AUGUCUAAGACGCUGCGCAUUUUGGUGCCCGUGAAAAGGGUCAUCGACUAUGCCAUAAAACCAAGAAUCAAUAAGGCCGGCACUGGUGUCGAGAAAACAGGUGUGAAAUUUAGCAUGAACCCAUUUGACGACAUUGCGGUUGAAGAGGCCGUGCGUAUUCGUGAAUCGCACAAGAAACUAGUGGAGAACAUCCACGCAGUGUCGAUUGGGCCUGCCAAGGCUCAGGAUAUCUUGAGAACAGCGUUGGCCAAGGGCGCAGACACAUGCACGUUGAUCGAUGCAAAGGAGGCGGAGCUAGAACCGCUAGCAGUGGCAAAAGUCUUGAAACAGGUGGUGGCAAAGCAAAACGCAAACCUGGUCAUUCUGGGGAAACAAAGUAUUGACGACGAUUGCAACAACACGGGCCAAAUGCUCGCAGGGCUCUUGAACUGGCCACAGGCCACCAACGCGGCAAAAGUGGAAGUAGACGAGUCCUCUAUGACCGCAAAAGUGACCAGAGAAAUCGACGGUGGAGAAGAAACCGUAAGUGCACCACUUCCCCUCGUGAUCACCACUGAUCUGCGUCUAAAUCAACCGCGUUAUGCUACAUUGCCCAACUUGAUGAAGGCCAAGAAAAAACCUAUGGAGAAACUGACGCUAGCGGACUUUUCAGACGUCUCCACAGAGCCCAGACUACAAGUCCUCAAGCUCGAAGAACCACCCACCAGAUCAGCAGGCGAGAAGGUCGCGUCUGUUGACGAACUGAUCGAAAAAUUGAAAUCCGUGAAGGCUAUCUAG
Molecule: messenger RNA, 777 nt
Organism: Lachancea sp. 'fantastica'
Lineage: Eukaryota; Fungi; Ascomycota; Saccharomycetes; Saccharomycetales; Saccharomycetaceae
Source: the annotation of a GenBank genome assembly